UCACACAUAAACCUCAAAUCAUCAAAUACAAUCUUUUCAGCCAUGGCUAAGCUCUUACUCGUUUUCGCAACUCUUGCCCUCUUCGGCCUCUUGGCCAACGCUUCCAUCUACCGCACGAUCGUCGAGUUCGACGAAGAAGAUGACGUCAGCAACCCAAUACGUCCACUACAAGGUAAGUGCCAAAAGGAGUAUAUGCAGCAACAGCAGCUAAGUGCUUGUAGGAAUUGGAUCCAGAAACGAGCUCAACAAGGAAGAAUCGGAUAUGAAGCUGAUGACUUUGAGCUCACUCUUGAUCUUGACGACGAUGAGAACCAAAUACCUCAGCAAAAACCAGCUCUGAAACAAUGUUGUAAUGAGCUACGACAAGUGGACAAGAUGUGUGUGUGUCCUACACUGAGACAGGCGGCUCAACAAGCUAGUUUCCAGGGAAUGCAUGGACCAGGACAGGUGAAACAUAUGUUCCGGAGUGCUAAGAACUUGCCUAAGAUCUGCAACAUCCGUGAAGUUGAAUCGUGCCAGUUCAAGGCAACUCCUUACUAAAGAUCAUGAGGACAAGUUUUUAUAAGGCGUGUGCGUUCACAUGGUGGUUUUGUUAAUGAUAAUAAAAAAGCCUUACUAUUGUGGCGUGUACGUGUUUAUAUCGUAAAAAAUGUUAUGUACUUGUUUGGUUAGAGUUAUAAUGGCAAUAUUACACCUUGUAGUGUAAUGUAAUUUGCCCUACUCCUUCUAAUAAAGAGUUUCUCUUUUGGUAAUGAAAAUCGUUAGCAUCAU
This is a messenger RNA of Eutrema salsugineum, 771 nucleotides long. RefSeq names its product 2S seed storage protein 5. The coding region runs from base 43 to 540 and encodes 165 amino acids. NCBI's taxonomy places the organism in Eukaryota, Viridiplantae, Streptophyta, Magnoliopsida, Brassicales, Brassicaceae. Gene Ontology annotation, molecular function: nutrient reservoir activity. The record is from RefSeq and is a predicted model, not a curated record. The transcript has a single exon.